Molecule: messenger RNA, 1676 nt
Organism: Camellia sinensis
Lineage: Eukaryota; Viridiplantae; Streptophyta; Magnoliopsida; Ericales; Theaceae
Source: RefSeq, a predicted model, not a curated record
UGUAUUCUCAUCUAUAUUUCUCUGUCUUUUAAGUGAACGCCAUUGUUUCUUGUUAGGGAAGUGCACAUUCUAAGAUAAUUUAUGAUUUUUGUGAUAAAAAUUAUGGACUUUUGGGAUCAAAGUUACCAUUUUUGUAAUCAAAGUUAUGAAUGGUGAAGUUAUGAUGGGCACAUAAAGGUUGUAUAUAACUAGAGUUAUACAUUUUCUGAGAAGUAGAAAACUUAAUAUAUUUUUUUGUGACAAAAGUUAUAUAUUUUGUCAUAAAAAGUUAUAUGUUUUUUUAGCAUAAGGUGCAUACCAUAUGCACCCAAAAAGGAGUGCACGUAGUAGCUUUUCCCUUCUUGUUAUUCAUAAGCUACAUUUCCGGGGUUUGCGAUUCAAAUAUUAUCUCAUUUCUCUGAUUACUCCCUAACUGAAAUAAAUUUUUUCAAAUCAUGUUAAUUCUUGAAAGUGAAUUUUCUUCUUCCCCACUAAGAAAUGUUGUUGCAUCUUAUUUCGAGCGAGCGCAAAGGUGAGCCAAGGGCCCAACUAUGCUGUUGUACGGAGGGAGAGAGUGUGUCCCCUGCUGGAAUGAGGUAUGUAUGAAGGACCAUGGUGGGUGAGGACUCCGUGUGAACCAUGGUGUUCCCAAGCAAGUUGGCUUCAUCGCGCGAGCCAAGUUGUGUUGGGCUCUUCAUACUUUGACUCAUUUGCCUUGGAGCUCUUAUGUCUAGGGCGGCAGCUGCACUUGCGAGUUCUGUACUUGGUUGUGUGUGUGGUCAUGCAAGGGCUUGCACUUGCUUUAUGAAAUAGAAAGAUUAAGGUUUCUCGAAUGAAGGCUGGCUUUUGGGAAUCCAUCAGAUCAGGAUUUUUGAAAAACAAUACCACACAAGUUAUUGAACCAACCUCCACUCUCGAAGAAGGGGAAGGUCCAUUGCCUCAAGAGUUUGUUCUAGUUGAGAAGACUCAUCCAGAUGGAUCGAUUGAACAGAUAAUUUUUUCUUCAGGUGGAGAUGUUGAUGUUUAUGAUCUCCAAGCCUUAUGUGAUAAGGUUGGCUGGCCUCGGAGGCCACUGUCAAAACUAGCUGCAGCUUUGAAAAAUAGCUACAUGGUAGCCGCAUUACAUUCCAUAAGAAAAUCACCUGGAGCAGUGUACUUGGAAAGUUCCUUGGCAGAGUUUGAUGACCAAAAGAAGCUUAUAGGCAUGGCUCGUGCUACGUCAGAUCACGCCUUCAAUGCAACAAUUUGGGAUGUUCUAGUAGAUCCCAACUAUCAGGGCCAAGGUCUUGGGAAGGCCCUUGUUGAAAAGCUUAUAAGGGCUCUCUUGCAAAGGGACAUCGGCAAUAUUACACUCUUUGCAGAUAGUCAAGUUGUGGAAUUUUAUCGGAAUCUAGGUUUUGAACCUGACCCAGAGGGCAUUAAAGGUAUGUUUUGGUACCCAAGGUAUUAGUUGACACUCCAAUGUAAGCAAAGAUUUGUUAAUGAUGACAUUGAAUUGAUUGAUGUUGCAAGAUUAAGGAGAUGUGGGGUGUUGGUAGCUGGGUUUUGUUUUGUCUGUAUAUUUUAAACCUGUUAGCAUGGUUUGGUGUUUUGUAAUUUGUGAAACUUGUGCAUAAUUGUUGGAUGACAUGACAUCUAUUCAGAUGGUGCCCAAGUAUUUUGGCAUCGAUCAAUCUUCAUGAUACUAUGUUGUUAAA